GACGCUCUGUGGUCAGUCUUCAACUCGCUCGACCCCGUACUUGGCUCCCCGAAGACUGCGGGCCUCGAGGCGCGGCACAGCUAGGCUAGCGCGAACCGUUAGGUGAAAACAUAUCUAGCAUCAAGCUACCUCAUCGCCGGUUUGAGUUCCCUCAGCAAUUUGGCAGGAGGGGCACUCAGCUCUGAAGGCUCUCUUCAAGACGUCUUUCCGGAAGUCUAGCCGCAUCAGGACUGUCGUUGAGCCCAUUGCACACCCGUCGAUCCAGUACAGCGACGGCCUCUGAUUCGCAAUUCAACAUGGUUGCCGCUGCGCUUCCUGAGCUAAUCGGACCAUCCUAUAGCUGGGACACGCCCUUGACGAAGGAGCCUUUGACAGAUGGCAUUCUUUCGCGGAUACGCUCCGUCUCGCUCACCUUCGACGAAGCACUCUCACCAGACUCUGUUCGGAAAGCAGUGAGGUCGAUGGGCAACAGAGCAAGUAUGGCUCCUUUGGCGGUGGCCGGAUCAGCAGUCAACCCUUACAAUCGGUGGGCGCUCAAGUUCAGCUGGCUCAGACCUAUUGCUCCUGUGUCGGUCAGACAUGCUGCGCAUGGAAGAGGUUUGCUGCCAGAGACGUGGGAUAGGAAUCCUUUCAUCGCUGCCGUUGGGAGCGGCCUGGCGGCGGGCUCAGACCUAGUCUACGGCGGGUCAACCAUUGGCGACCACGCCACGUCAUCAUCUUCAUCGACAGCGGUGCAUUCGUUCAGUCGCACAUUGCCCCCUCCUCACAGAGUUUUGUUGCUCGUCGCCUUGGGCUUAUUCUGCUGGUGGGCAAACCUUAGAGGACUGAGGAGGCUUGGACUCGAGAUCAGCCCAGCUUCGUCAUCCUCCAGAAAUACAGCAAGCUCAAGCGCAGAGGACAGGUCAGCGGUGCCGAUGAGCAACCUGUCUUCCAGCGUGGGCGCUCUCAGCUCCAGCGCAACCUCGCCCCCCCUUCCUGCUGGAAGUCACAUGACUUCAGCGUCCGUGGAGCCCUUCACCUCUAGUGCAGGACGUCCUGCAGCACAAACUUCUGUCUCCACAUCGUCAUCAUCCCCAGCGCUUGAGCGUAGGGUGCUCUCAUUCGCGCUCAUAUACUUUCUCUGGGCGAUGGCUGGCUGGUUGACAUACAGGAUAUAUGUGGACCUCUUGGCUGGCGAUCCGAAGGGUAGACAUGCGCAGGUGCUGCAGGGCAUCACUGUUCUGGGUGCCGUUGCGCUUGCCGUUUGGCCUGGCGAAUUUGCAGCCAAGUGGACAAGAGUGGACUUUGGGAGACACCUUCUCCACCUGCUCAGACCGACGCUCGCACAAGGUCCCACGUUUCCAGACGUGCUAUUGGCAGACAUUUUGACAUCUUUUGCAAAGGUGCUAGGGGAUGUGUGGUUGACUGCUUGCUUCCUCUUACCGCGACGAAAUCAUCACGAGUGGUGGAAUGGAAGGGGAAGUUUGAUAGUGCCCUGCUUGGCUACGCUGCCUUACCUGAUUCGAUUUCGGCAAUGCAUAGCAGAGUAUCUCGUCUCGGCACCCGUACCGGGGUCGAAUGCCAGCUCGGGCAGGUCCACGCGACCCUUGGCCAACGCCUUGAAGUACGCUUCAGCGUUCCCCGUUAUCUGGUUGUCUGCGCUGCAAGAUUCAACAGCUGGCACAGAGAGCUCGCCGGAUGGGGUCAAGGGUGUAUACGGUCUGUGGCUGCUUGCCGUUUUCGUGAACAGUUUCUUCUCAUUCUGGUGGGAUGUCACAAACGAUUGGGGGCUAGACAUGCUCAGGCCUAGCGCGUGGCCUCUACCCAGAGCGCUCGGCGGACAAGGAGUUCAAUUUUCGACCAGCGGUUACUCGUUGCUGCCGGGCACAGGAAGCACGCGUAGCGCACCAACCUUCCACCGGAGAGGAUUGAGCUCGCUGCCGGUUGGCACAGUACCCUCGCCAAACGAGAGCGACCUGUCGUCAGACCUUCAGCCCAAAGAGAUGGCGAUAGAUCACCAGUCCAGCGUCUCGGUGUCACCUAGCAACAGCAGCACGACGCUUCAUCGCUCUGUGAGCGGAUCGAACACCUCCCAGAAAAACUUUCUCCGGCCGCCCAGCUUGAGUAGCUCGUCGCAGGCCGGUCACCAUCGGAGGAGAUCUUCGAUGUUACGACCGGCUUCCAAACCGAUGCUAUUCCACCCAUGGGUGUAUCAUCUGUCCAUACUGCUGGACCUGCUUCUGCGUUUCACCUGGUCACUGAAGCUCAGUAGUCAUCUGCACCACAUUGUGGAGCUAGAAGCCGGCGUGUUCUUCCUGGAGGGAUUGGAGAUUGUCAGACGCUGCGCUUGGGUUUUCCUCAGAGUGGAGUGGGAGGAGGUGAAGAGGGGCAGCUGGAACAGGCGUGUACUGACCGGUUCAGCGCGGCAUGCUGGAUCUGGAUCGCCUCGGUCCGAUAUGGCGAGGAGAAGAGAGGAUCACAAGGACGACUCUUGAUGACCCCACAGCAUUGACUCAUUCUAGCAUGCCUGCCCGCCAUACGACAAAGCACUCGUUCUGCACACU
Ceraceosorus guamensis is the source of this 2543-nucleotide messenger RNA. RefSeq names its product EXS-domain-containing protein. The transcript has 4 exons. The record is from RefSeq and is a predicted model, not a curated record. Lineage: Eukaryota; Fungi; Basidiomycota; Exobasidiomycetes; Ceraceosorales; Ceraceosoraceae. Gene Ontology annotation, cellular component: membrane; cytoplasm. The coding region runs from base 297 to 2474 and encodes 725 amino acids.